This is a messenger RNA of Homo sapiens (human), 1574 nucleotides long. RefSeq names its product Morf4 family associated protein 1 (gene MRFAP1). The transcript is spliced from 2 exons. NCBI's taxonomy places the organism in Eukaryota, Metazoa, Chordata, Mammalia, Primates, Hominidae. The coding region runs from base 179 to 562 and encodes 127 amino acids. The record is from RefSeq and is marked reviewed. Gene Ontology annotation, cellular component: perinuclear region of cytoplasm; nucleus.
AUUUUGUUCGCCGUUACUCUGCGCGUAAGUCGCUUGUCCGUGGCUUCUCUGAGAAGAAAAGUUGAAAAAGGGUAAAAGUUUUCAGGAAUAUUCGGGCUCUCUAUUGCUAAGCAUAGCGAGUGUCGGUUUUCUCUCUCCAACAGACAUCGCUAUUGCGGUUCCGAGGCAGUGGGAAGAGAUGCGGCCCCUGGACAUCGUCGAGCUGGCGGAACCGGAGGAAGUGGAGGUGCUGGAGCCCGAGGAGGAUUUCGAGCAGUUUCUGCUCCCGGUCAUCAACGAGAUGCGCGAGGACAUCGCGUCGCUGACGCGCGAGCACGGGCGGGCGUACCUGCGGAACCGGAGCAAGCUGUGGGAGAUGGACAAUAUGCUCAUCCAGAUCAAAACGCAGGUGGAGGCCUCGGAGGAGAGCGCCCUCAACCACCUCCAGAACCCGGGCGACGCGGCCGAGGGCCGGGCGGCCAAGAGGUGCGAGAAGGCCGAGGAGAAGGCCAAGGAGAUUGCGAAGAUGGCAGAGAUGCUGGUGGAGCUGGUCCGGCGGAUAGAGAAGAGCGAGUCGUCGUGAGCGCGGUCGGCGGUUUCCAGCCAAUGGAUUCUGGUCAACUGGUGGAGAUUGGCUGACACCCUGGAGAAGCCGAAACCAGAGAGCCUUUUGUUUUCUCUUUUUUCCUGUCUAUGCUCUGUCUCACUUAACACUACGUUUUCUGCUAUGGUCUGUGGUUGAUGACCUCAAUAUGAGUUUCGAUUGUUAACGUGUUUUUGUUUGGGAAGUAAUUUUGUUUGAAAAUGCUCUCACAUACAGGAAUUAGGGCCUAGAUUGUAAGCUCUUGCAGCAGUCACAUUUGUUCCCGGGCUUUGGUGGUUAUUUCUAAAUUUUUGAGGUGCUUUGCUAUUUCUUGUGUGACCUGAUAGCUCCCUGGAACUUUGGGUCUGUGUGUGACACAUGAGACUCACAGUUGGAGUUCUCCAGCUCUGGAGGUGCUGAAGGAGCUGCAUUAAUUCUGGAAGACGACUCCAUGCAGCAACUACUGAAGAAAGGACCAGACUUCAACGGGGAGUGUGGAUGGGCCGACCUGGCUGGGACUCGUGAAUCUGGAGAAGAGCUGGAGAAUGGAUAGUAUUGUCUGUAUUUGGAGACUUUAAUUUCUGUGUGAGACCAAAGGAGGAGAGAUGUGUUUUGUUCAAAAUUUAAAUUUGUUGUGGUACACUAUCUUAUGUAACCUGUCUGGUGAGUUUGUUUGGACAACCUAACUCAGCUUUAUUUGACAUGGAACCUAAAAUAGAAGAUAAGAUCUUGAUAUUCUGUACAAGUUGAUGUAAUACCCUGAUGCGUUUUAGAGGACUUGGCAUAAAAUGAAAGAUUGGCAAAGGCCCUUGAGGGGCUUGGGGAUGACAGUAUGGAACUGUCUGCAUUGGACCCUAAACUGGACUAGAAGAGGCAUCUUCAAGGUUCAUACGUUGUCCAGCUGUAAGUUCAUUUGAGUAGCAGACCUAACAAAUAUUUGAGGUCAGAACCCUACCAUGUUAAAACAAACAAAAACUUACCAUGUUAAUAAAAGUAUUCAUUUGCUUGAAAA